Messenger RNA from Tarenaya hassleriana, 1588 nucleotides. Its product is annotated as solanesyl diphosphate synthase 3, chloroplastic/mitochondrial-like. Gene Ontology annotation, biological process: isoprenoid biosynthetic process; ubiquinone biosynthetic process. NCBI's taxonomy places the organism in Eukaryota, Viridiplantae, Streptophyta, Magnoliopsida, Brassicales, Cleomaceae. Gene Ontology annotation, molecular function: prenyltransferase activity. Gene Ontology annotation, cellular component: transferase complex. Bases 128 to 1363 code for a protein of 411 amino acids. The record is from RefSeq and is a predicted model, not a curated record. The transcript is spliced from 12 exons.
AUCAACUAAUGAUCUCAGGGAAGGAAAGAAGCCAUGUCGGUUCCUUUUGUUGCUAUUCGAUCUGGGUUCUAUUCAGAUUCUGUAAAUCUGCGAGCUUCUCGGGAAUAGUGUUCAAGAGAGAAAGCCGAUGUCAUUUCGCGGAGGAUUUUCCCGGAUUUCCUCCAAGUUUCCGAGAAAACGAAGCUUCUUUUGCUACCCUUCUUUUAUCGGUCCUCAUCGGCACCUCCACGUGCCCGGACAAGAUCAUUCUCGUCCUGACUCAACACAGGAGGAGAGCUUCGGUUUCAGAGGAUCAUAUCCAUGGAGAUGUCCUGUUUUUGGUAAUUUUAGACAUCAACUCUAUCGUGAGAGCAGCUCCUUAGUUGAGGAGGAGGUUGACCCGUUCUUGCUUGUCGCUGAUGAGCUGUCUCUUCUCGGUAAUAACUUGCGAGCAAUGGUUGUUGCUGAGGUUCCGGUGCUCGCCUCUUCAGCUGAGCAUUUCUUUAAAAUGGGGGUUGAAGAAAAACGCUUUCGUCCUACGGUCUUGCUGUUGAUGGGAACUGCUCUAAAUGUAUGCUUACCAGAAGUAUCAGUUUGUGAAUCUGCAGAUAUACUGCGUGAAAGGCAACGAUGUAUAGCUGAAAUCACAGAGAUGAUACAUGUUGCUAGCCUUCUCCAUGAUGGUGUCUUGGAUGAUGCAGAAACAAGGCGCGGUGUUGGUUCAUUGAAUCUUGUAAAGGGAAACAAGCUAGCUGUAUUAGCCGGAGACUUUUUGCUCUCUCGAGCUUGUGUGGCUCUCGCUUCCUUGGAAAAUACAGAGGUCGCAUCGUUGCUUGCAAUAGUUGUGGAACAUCUUGUUACGGGUGAGACCAUGCAGAUGAGUAGCACAUCCGAGCAGCGUCUCAGUAUGGAUUACUAUAUGCAGAAGACGUAUUAUAAGACUGCAUCGUUAAUUUCACAUAGCUGCAAGGCCAUUGCCCUUCUUGCCGGGCAAACGGCAGAAGUUGCCAUGCUAGCUUUUGAGUAUGGGAAGAAUCUGGGUUUGGCAUACCAAUUGAUAGAGGAUGUCCUUGCUUUCACAGGCACAUCGACUUCUCUCCAGCAUGGGAUCAUAACAGCUCCAAUCCUCUUUGCAAUGGAAGAAUUCCCGCAACUAAUCGAAGUUGUUCAUCAGGGAUUUGACAAUCCGAACAACGUUGACAUUGCGCUUGAGUACCUCGGAAAGAGCAGGGGAAUACAAAGGACGAGAGAACUGGCUUUGGAGCACGCCAACCUUGCUGCUGUGGCUAUUAGGUCGCUACCCGAAACCGAUGAUGAAGAGGUGAAAAGGUGUAGGCGUGCACUCAUCGAUCUCACCCAUAGAGUCAUCACCCGAAAAAAGUGACCAACUCUCUCUUCAGUCAGUUUCUCUUUUUACCCGAGCUCUUUUUGCUUGCUGCUUCGACCGUUGAUAGCAAUGAUGUGGUGGGAACACUGCUUAAAAUGAGUUUCAUUAGAUUCAUUGAAGUGUGAUUCGUUUCGUUGAAUAAUUUGUUCAAGAAGUAGUUUGUUUCAUGUAGAACAUGAGUUAUGGAAGAAGGGAGAACACAGGGAAUGUUCAUCUGACUAU